Brassica oleracea var. oleracea is the source of this 1083-nucleotide messenger RNA. RefSeq lists its product as uncharacterized. Gene Ontology annotation, biological process: root development; shoot system development. NCBI's taxonomy places the organism in Eukaryota, Viridiplantae, Streptophyta, Magnoliopsida, Brassicales, Brassicaceae. The record is from RefSeq and is a predicted model, not a curated record. The transcript has a single exon. Bases 121 to 957 code for a protein of 278 amino acids.
CACGUGUCUUUUACAUUCACAGGUCUAAAUAAUAUUUCAUUUGACCUAUCUGUCCCUAGCUCUAUAUAUAUUCAACUUCAGCUUCUUUCUAGCUAAAGCUUCUCUCUAUUUUCAUCUUCAAUGGCUGCCUCCUACCACGUUCGCUCUUCUAGCUUACCAUCUAGGCUACACUCAAGUGGUCUCAGUCAUAUCCAACUCCUCCUCAAGAAGCUACCUACAGAUAAUAAUAAUAACAGCCUCUCACUUCUGUCACAGCUUUACCACUCCGUCUCUCAUCUCUUCAACGAAUCACCUUCUUCAUUGCUACUCCCUCAUCACUCCUUCUUUACUCAUCUUCUUGAUCUCUCCCUUGUACACCUUGACUUGUGUUCCAAGCUAAGAGACAUCACUUGCCGCAUCAAGGACUGUCUCCGUGACCUCCGUUCUGCUUUCAGACGGAGGAGACACGGUGGAGAUUCCACCAUCCGCCGCCACGUUAUAUCCUUUAUCCGCUCCAGGAAAGCGGUUCACAAGGAUCUAGCUAAGCUACUCUUGUUGCUGAAACAUGCCGACCACUCCUACUCAGGGCCAACUCAUCAUUUGAUCACACUGCUCCGACAAGUUUGUUCCCAGACAUGUCUUUCUUUUAGGACAGUCUUGUUGUCGUUAUCCACAUCAGUACCAAAGCCAAGACCUUCUAAGUGGGCUUUAGUUACCAAAUUGGUGAUCAAGAACGUUACUAAUACAGGUGCUCAAGUUCAGACAGGACACAGAAACGAGUACCAGUUGAUGGAUGAAGAACUACAAAGAUUCUGCACGGCGAAAGAGAUAAAGAAGGAAAGAAUCAAGUCAUUGAACACAAGCUUAGAUAAAGUCGAUAUUGUAGUUGAAGAUCUGGAGGAGACGCUUGAAAGCUUGUACAGGCGUAUGAUCCAAGCUAGAGUCUCUCUUUUGAACAUAGUCUCUUUGCAUAUAUGAUUAAUUUUUAUUUUAUUCACUGGAGUCCAUGUGUAUAUAUGUAUACAACUUCACUCAUAUUUUAAGACAAAACAUGUUACCUUCACUGAUCAAACCCUAAAAAAAAAAAAAAAAAAAAAAAAAAAA